Molecule: messenger RNA, 1212 nt
Organism: Pestalotiopsis fici W106-1
Lineage: Eukaryota; Fungi; Ascomycota; Sordariomycetes; Amphisphaeriales; Sporocadaceae
Exons: 4
Coding region: 1-1212 (403 amino acids)
Molecular function (GO): iron-sulfur cluster binding; catalytic activity
Source: RefSeq, a predicted model, not a curated record
AUGAGAAAUGACAUCAAGUUUCACAGCAAAUCAAACCCUCAUGAGUUCAGGAAACUGAUCGGUGGGCUGGUUCCUGAUUUAGUCCCAGUCGACAAGGCCACUGGUCGAAUGCAGAGCCGAGAUGAGUUCAUUGACGACAUUUUUGCUGGACUUGCUUGUUCCACCAUGUCAGUGCGCAUGAUGCCUUACAUCUUCAGUAGGAUCAAUUGGGACGAUCCUAGAAAUGAUCCCAUAUUCCGGCAAUUCAUGCCUCUUGGUUCCAUGAUGCUUCCAGAUCAUCCCAAAGCCAACCUCGACUCUCUGCACGAGAAAGUUGACUCCAAAGUAGAUGGCUUGGUGCACCGGUAUCCCGACAAGGCUCUUUUCCUUGCUACAUCAAUUUGUCCCACCUAUUGUGCAUUUUGCACGAGAUCGUAUGAUGUCGGCGCUGACACGACUACUCUCGAGAAGGAGGGUCGUUUCAAGCAGGGCAGGGCUCGAUGGAAGGCUUGUUUGGAUCAUAUUGCAAAGACACCUGAAAUCCAGGACAUUGUCAUUUCGGGCGGAGACUCGUUCUUCAUUGGGCCAGAGCAUCUUGUUGAAAUUGGGUUAAAACUGAUUAGCAUGCCCAACAUCAAGAAAUUCCGCUUCGCCUCAAAAGGGCUCGCAGUGAGCCCUAACCGGUUCCUCGAUCCCAAGGAUAAUUGGACCAAUGCCCUCAUAUACGUCAGUCAGCAGGCGGAGAAGGCUGGCAAGAGGAUGGCUCUCCACACUCACUUCAAUCAUCCAAACGAAAUCUCGUGGAUCACUGAGAAGGCCAGCCGUAGGUUGCGGGACGCGGGAGUCACAGUUCGUAACCAAACGGUGCUGCUGAGGGGAGUCAAUGACGAUGUCAAGACCAUGGGCACACUGAUCCGCACUUUGGCAGAUACAUUAAGAAUCCAGCCGUAUUACGUUUACCAAUGCGACAUGGUGAAAAGGGCCGAACACUUUCGCACGCCACUGCAAACGAUACUUGAUAUGGAGAAACAGCUCAUGGGAUCUAUUGCCGGUUUUGACCUGCCAAAGUUCAUCGUCGACCUACCUGGAGGCGGGGGCAAGCAGCCGGCAAAUAGUAAGAUAUCAUAUGACCGAACGACGGGCAUUUCAACAUUCGACGCCCCGGCCGUCAAAGGCGGCAACAAGAUUUACAAGUACUAUGAUCCUGUGGACUCGCUCAUUGGAAGCGGAUGA